Molecule: messenger RNA, 3524 nt
Organism: Bradysia coprophila
Lineage: Eukaryota; Metazoa; Arthropoda; Insecta; Diptera; Sciaridae
Product: aminopeptidase A
Biological process (GO): proteolysis; peptide catabolic process
Cellular component (GO): membrane; cytoplasm
Molecular function (GO): peptide binding; zinc ion binding; metalloaminopeptidase activity
Source: RefSeq, a predicted model, not a curated record
CAUGUUAGUUGUUUGAAGGGAACGACGUGCUGUAACACAUUUUUAUCGGUUUAUUUUGUAUACAAAAAAAGCACCAACACCGUUUUCGAUAUAUUCAGCUGUACAAACUCAUCGCGCGAUCUGUGUAUUGUGUACAUAUAUAAAAAUUGGCUGUUUUUCGGAUAAUUUGUGUGAUGCGUUCUAUGGAAAUGUACGGAGGAAAAUAACGUUUAUUGAUUGUACACUGAAGUAAGAUGUGCACGGUGCAGUACACCAGUUGUGUGUGAAAUUGUUACACAUGUGUAGUAAUGUGAUCGUCUAGUUGCAACGUGACGAAUGUGAAUCAAUUAUGUGAAUUAAAUGAGAUAAAUCCAGUGAAUCAUAAACAUAAAUGACUAAGCCGAAGAACAAUACCAUCACGGCGAUCGGCCAGCAAAGUGCACACAAUUUAGUUCGUCCCAAAACCAUAAUGCAAGAGCAAAAGCUUCGGAAUCGUCGUUCGUUCGUCACUCUGUCGCUGUGUGGCGCCUGUUUGUUUCUGUUGAUUUUGUGUGGUUGUUUGAUUACUUCGUUAGUGUUAGUCGGUAAGAGUCUGUCAAAGUCUGCUGAUCGACGACCGGUUGUUGAUGUGAUAGCGUCGUUAAGUGAUAGUAUUUUAAGUACUGCUAAUGCUAAUGAUAAAAAAAUUAUCUUGAAAACAACACUGCGAAACAGUGUAACAAAUAACCAUUCGGAUAGUGAUAUCGAACAAUUAAGUCGUAUGACAAUGAAUGUGCCAAAAAUGUCGAAAAUAAUUGACCAACUCUCGUGGAGACUGCCAAAAGAGAUUAAACCGAUUCUGUACGAGUUGACAUUAAAACCGGAUCUGAAAACAAAAACAUUUUCGGGAAAUGUUGACAUUCAUUUGUCGGUCGUUCAACCCAUUUCGUAUAUUGCCGUUCAUGCCCAUACAUUGGCAAUAACAAAGACAUUGUUGGAAAGCAAAAAUGCGACGACUGGUGAUCGGAGUAACAUUACCAUCGCUCAUGCAUUUGCUUACCCGAAAUAUCAAUAUUGGGUUACCGAGGUGCCGAAGCCAUUGGCAUUGGGUGAUUAUGUUUUGGGACUAACCUUUAAUGGAAGUCUUGAAAAUCGAAUUGUUGGAUUCUAUCAGAGCACCUACAUCAAUCCGACAAACAAUGAGUCCAGAGCCAUUGCUACAUCUAAAUUUGAGCCGACCUAUGCACGACAAGCGUUUCCUUGUUUCGAUGAGCCGGCAAUGAAAGCAAAUUACACGAUUACUCUGGAAAUACCAACUGGUAAUGGAUACCACGCUCUAUCGAAUAUGCCGGUAGCAAACACCACAGAUCAUGGAAAUGGAACGACAUCUGUCCGCUUCCAGGAAAGUGUGAAAAUGAGUUCCUAUUUGGCCUGUUUCAUUGUGUCGGACUUUGCUGUCAACAGCGCUAUCGUACAACCAGGCUUGGAAAUGAGAGUAUUCUCAACGCCGGCACAAUUAAGUAAGACUGAGUAUCCGCUAGUCACCGGUGUAAACAUAACACGGUUCUACAUUGAAUACUUUAACGUGGAUUAUCCAUUGCCAAAACUUGAUAUGGCCGCGAUUCCCGACUUUGUGAGCGGUGCUAUGGAACAUUGGGGUCUGGUGACGUUCAGAGAAACCGCUUUGCUGUAUGAAAGUGGGAUCAGUUCGACGGCGAACAAGCAAAGAGUGGCAACGGUAAUUGCUCACGAGUUGGCUCACAUGUGGUUUGGAAAUCUUGUUACGAUGGCCUGGUGGGAUGAACUAUGGCUAAAUGAAGGCUUUGCCAGCUACAUUGAAUACAAGGGAUGUGAAGCGGCUGAGCCCACCUGGGGAAUGCUGGAACAAUUCCUUAUUGAAGAUUUGCACCCUGUCCUCAAUCUGGACGCAACACUAGCAUCGCAUCCGAUUGUGCAGAAGGUUGAGACACCCGAUCAAAUUACCGAAGUUUUUGACACAAUCACGUAUAACAAGGGUGCGGCUGUUAUUCGAAUGAUGGAAGAUUUCGUUGGUGAAAAUCAGUUCCGUCAAAGUGUCACAAACUACUUGAACAAUCAUGCAUUCGGCAAUGCCGUUACGGAUGAUCUGUUGACUGAAAUUGACAAAUUAAACUUGGGAUUUGAUAUUAAACACAUAAUGAACACAUGGACUAAACAAAUGGGAUUCCCUGUUGUGACGGUGGAAAAGGUAUCGGAUACGCAGUAUCGAUUGACGCAGAAAAGAUUUUUCUCCAAUCCUGACAACGCCAAUGAGACGACUUCAGAAUCUGAAUACAACUAUCGAUGGUACAUACCAAUAACAUACCAAACCGACACCAAUCCGUUGUCUCGCGACUGGUUUAAUAACGCCGAUACACAACUGACAAUUGAUCUUCCAUCCGCUCCAAGAUGGAUCAAAUUUAACAAAGAUCAAUUCGGCUAUUAUCGCGUAAAUUAUCCGGAAGAAAUGUGGACGUCACUGAUAUCCAUACUUCAGACUGAAACGGAGACACUUUCGAUUGCGGAUCGGGCACAUUUGAUAAACGAUGCGUUCAGUUUAGCAGAAGCUACGUUGCUUCCGUAUGAGACGGCUUUGACUUUGACCAGUUACUUAGCAACAGAAACUCAAUAUGUGCCGUGGUCAGUUGCUUCUACGAAUUUGUUGAAUCUGAAGAAUCGGCUUAACGGGGAACCGUUAGAAAAUUUCAGAAAAUUCGCUCAAACCCUAAUCCGUGCAGUGUACACAACUGUUGGUUGGACGGUCGAUAGUGAACACUUAAGAAAUCAUUUACGCACAACAGUGUUGAACUUUGCAUGUUCUGUCGGACUGCCAGAAUGCUUGGAAGAAGCUGGAAAUCAAUUCAAUAUGUGGCUGUCCAAUGGAACUGUCCCCGACCCCGAUCUCCGCAAUACCAUUUACUAUUAUGGUAUGGCAACAGUGGGUAAUGCCGAAAAAUGGGAGCAAGUUUGGAACAUCUAUAAACAAGAAGCGGAUGCAUCCGAAAAGGCGAAACUCGUGUACGGUCUGUCCGCUAUCAAGGAUCAUGCAAAACUGUCUAAAUUCGUUACAUUGGCAUGGAACGAAUCCAAUGUUCGCGGACAAGACUACUUCACGUGCAUGCAAAACAUUGCGGCCAAUCCAAUCGGUGAGAGCAUUGUUUGGGACUAUGUGCGAGACAAUUGGGAACUUAUGGUCAAUCGUUUCGGAUUGAAUGAAAGAUAUCUGGGACGAAUGAUACCGUCGAUCUGUGGAAGAUUCAGUACAAAAACGAAAUUGGAAGAGGUGAAUGCAUUUUUCGUAAAGUAUCCAGAAGCGGGCGCUGGAGCGGCUGCUCGUAGACAGACCAUUGAAGACAUCACUAAUCGUAUCAAGUGGUUGGAGAAUAAUCAAGAGAGUGUUGCUCAGUGGUUGAAUGAAAAUGCUUAGAUUGGGACAAAUCGUUGAAGAAGAACCACUAGGGAUAUCUAGUGGAUGUGUGUGUACCUAAGCAUCUUUGAAUCGAUAUUUUGGUUAUUAUAUUUUUUGAAGAAGAAUUUUCUUAACUAAC